Molecule: messenger RNA, 2030 nt
Organism: Prorocentrum cordatum
Lineage: Eukaryota; Dinophyceae; Prorocentrales; Prorocentraceae
Source: the annotation of a GenBank genome assembly
CAAUAUUCCACAAGAUAAUCCUAACACGGACCUGUACAUAUUUGGCUCAAGCCAUAGCCAUUUUGGCUCACGCCAUCUGGAAUCAGGUCUUUUCGGCUUCAUUAGCUCGUCGCAGUUCUCAGCCGAAGCUCGCUCGGCCCGGCUGGCCCAGCGGCGGCGAUGGCUUUGAUGAUUCCGCGCGCGGGCGCGCUGGAGCAAGAGGGCCUUCAGCCCCCUGCAAUGAGCCACCUAGUGUCGGCUCGCGGCCCGGCGCACAUGGUGCUCGACGCAGGGGCCCGCGCUUAUCAGCCUGUGGGCGUCCAGGGGGGCCUCCUCGGCGAAGCAGUGCCGCCGCAGCCGCCAGACAUCAAGAGGAGAGAUGAGCUGGACCCAGACUGGGACAAUCACGUGCACGCUUUCAAGAGGCAGUAUCUGUACAUCGCCAUUGCCUAUGCGACCCCCUGCUUCUGCAUCUUCAUGUACUCGGUCUUCAAGUCGAUCCUGUACAGGGGCUGGUGGAACACGUCGGCUGGGGAGCCCUACAUGCCGCACUCGAUGAACGAGCAGAACCCGUACCGCGCAUACAUCGGGAUCCCGUCCGUCCUGGAGAUGCACAUGUGGUUCGCCUGUAUGAUGCUGGCCGCGAUCUGCGUUCAGCUUGGCUCCAUGUGGAUGGCUGUGCACACUGGCAUUGACGCCUACGGCAAGUUCCACGCCAUGUUCGGCAAGGUCACGAUGUUCGUCAUCAUCCUGGCCGCAGGGCUGGGCACCAUCGGGCUGGGCGUCUGUGACGUCCAGCCGAAGCGCGGUGCGGAGAAUCUGUUCUUCGUGGGCAUAGGUGUCGGUAUCCUCGUCUGCCUCUUCCGUGGGGUGUACGUCGCAAGCGGUGGUUUUUAUGGGCUCCACUUCCAGUACAUGGCGGCCGCCGUGGUGUUGAUAUUUUCGCCUGGAUGGAACCGAAUCAUCGCCGUGAUUCUCCGCAAUUACGUAUGGCUGUGGAGGCAUAUCGACCAGGAAUGUUUCAUCAUCAACUCCUGGGGCCAACGUGGCUUUCUGUAUUUCUGGUCAUUUCUGGCUGGGAUGAGCUUCGAGUUCUUCUGGUGGCUCGGCGUUUUCAGGGCCCCGUUCUUCAAGGCGAACUCCAUCGGCUUCGCAGUUCACGUCGUCCUGGCGGCCAUACUCUUCGCGUGCGCCUGGCAGACGUUUUACGCCUCCGCCGUUCACGGGGAACCGCUUACGACCCAGCAGUGCACGGCAGAGGACUACCAGGACUGGAAGAAUUUCACCAGCGGCGUCCGCACACAGGGCUUGUACUCGCUAUCCAGGGGCUAUGGCGUUUGCUCGGCAAACCUGUGGCAGUCUCCCCCCGGAACAUUUGUCCACUAUGGUGGCGGAGAAUAUUCCGUGUUUCGCCUCAUGAAUCACCCACAAGACCCUGUGGUAGAUGUUGGGUACAAUUGAAUGUGUAUACGUAGACACACCUGUACAGAUUAUAGAAAUGUAGGAAUGGGAAGAUGUUUGUAUAUUGCGAAGGCCUAACGGCCGGUGCCGCCGACCCUGAAGACGACGAAGGGGGGGAGCAGCGUGAGGAAGCGAGUAGGAGCAACCAAAUUCACUUAUUUGUUUGAUUCGGCAGCGCCUUCGUCCAAACAAAGUGGGCGAUGGAACUUGGUUAAUUUGAGUCCUGCCGAGCGCCUGCAUUGCCAGCAGCGUCGUUUGCGGGACCACGCAGGGCGUUUCGGGCGAUUGUCGUUGUAGCGAUCUCAAUUCCCAUGUUGGCGGUCAGUGGCGUCAAAGUUCACGCUUUUUUUUCUUCGACAAGGAAAUUGCCAGGCCUCUAAACGAAGAGGCGAGUCUUCCAACGCUUUUUUGCCGGCAUUCAUGCAUUUGAACGCACGCUGGUGCAAACACCAACGUCGCGUGUGCAGCAGCAGGUUGAGCGGAGUCGUCUUCGGCAGCCCUUGGUGCAAUCACUGCAGCGGCCCUUUGAUGCCUGUUCUACAUGUUACGCGGUGCCAGUCUGGACAGAUGGUCUGGACCCCCCCCCCCAA